Ceratitis capitata (Mediterranean fruit fly) is the source of this 3792-nucleotide messenger RNA. Its product is annotated as Carboxypeptidase N subunit 2. The coding region runs from base 1006 to 3309 and encodes 767 amino acids. Gene Ontology annotation, cellular component: plasma membrane. NCBI's taxonomy places the organism in Eukaryota, Metazoa, Arthropoda, Insecta, Diptera, Tephritidae. Gene Ontology annotation, molecular function: protein binding. The record is from RefSeq and is a predicted model, not a curated record. The transcript is spliced from 4 exons.
UAAAAAGGGCACAAUCAAACAUACGAAAUUAAUUGAAUUUAGAGUAUUUUUUUUUCUACUUCAACAUUAAACGACACACUUACACGAGAGGAAAAAUGAAUAGAGCCACACACAUACAUGCACAAAUUGUAAUGAAUUAUAAUUAUUUACAUAUUUUUAUAUUAAAUUACAAAAAAAUUGCACUUUCACACACACGUAUUUAAGCAAAGUUAGUAGUUUUUUAAAUUUUCGGUGAGAUUAACAUCUGGAUGAAGCAAAAAAGUUAGGUUAUGUACAGCAUGCAAUAUACAGUAGCUUAUAAAAUUAUGCGUGCUCGACCUUUGUGUGCCGAGCAUUUAAAAAUAAAUUUGUUCAACUUCCGCAAUUCCAAAAUUAGGAAAUACGAUGGAGUAGUAAAUUUAUUUUACCAAAGAUACUACAUAUAUUCGGAAUUAGUUUACAUACAGACAGAUGUAUGUAUGUAUGAUGAAUAAAAUAACAGCGUGUUUGAUGUUAAUUUUAAAUCAACAGAACUUUGAAUGAAGGCGGUGUGGAAUUGGAGCCACUCGUAUGUAUGUAAAUGCGAUAAGCUACAAAGGAUGUAGCACUUCCUCCUCAAGUAUGUUGUUAUUGUAUAUAAAUACUACUACUACUACUACUACUGUACGAUAUGGGCGAUGUGUGUACUCGUUUACUAGUGGAUAUGAAGAUUUCUUUAUCUUAAACACAAUUUCAUUGUUAUUUUUUUCGAAAUAACUUUACAAUAACUAUACAAUGCGCGGUAGUAGCAAAACGACACUCGAACCCAAUGGGCAACCAGCAAAUCAUUUGAGGCAACGAGCCUUGGCGAGUAGUUUAGUGCGGUGGCAGAAAGAAAUUGUGCUGCGUAGGAGAGCAUAUAAUGUAACUGAUGCUAAAUAAAAAGUGAAAAAAAAGAACUUAAAGGAUAUUAAAAUUAAAAUUGUUAAAAAAAAUUCCAAUAUUUCGCGGUGGCAACAGUACACGUGAGAAAUCCACGCGUUCAAAAUGAAAGAGUUGUGCAUGUUGUUGGUGUUCUUGUUGUUAAUUCAGCUCAGUGUGCAUGCCGCACGUAUUUCAACCAAGCCUCAUGGUAAAAAUCACGGUAUAUUUCAUAAAUAUCAUCAAGUUAAGCAACCGCACAAAAAAUUAGGCCUACGUGCGCACGAAAGAGCGCACAAUGAAGUGCUGUCGCAACGAGCACAACGUUGGCAGCUUACGGAGGAAGAAACGCCGCCGCCAUCGCCGCCACUGACAUUGCCGCAUGAGCCCCUAUUGGAAAUUGACACGUUGCAAUGUCCAUUAGGUUGUGUAUGUCAAUAUGCACAUUUUACCGAACUUCCCAUAUCCCGUUGGAUACAGCAUUUGCAGGCGCGACGUGCCGCAGCGGUAGCCGAAGACGACGCUUGGGAUUAUGAGCGUGCAUUCGAUAGUAAUGAGGCUGAUAGCGAUACAUACUUAACAAAUCCCUAUAUGAAACAAGCCACAUGUAUACUGCAAGAGGAGACAGAUGUGGAGGAUUUGAUACAGAAGCUGCCGCAUGAUUUGCACGCGUUGAUAUUGCUCUACACAAGUAGUGGGAGAAAUAAAAGCGUUAAUCUCAGCACACUGAAGCCGCUCAAUCAACUCAGCACAUUGGAAGUGCGCGGUGGCCUCAAUCGUUCACUGCGCAUACUUUUCGAUGAGCCGCUCAGCUUUCUACAGCAUGCCAACUUUGAAUCGGUCACACUGCUGGGCGACGAUAAUUACAAACGGCCCAAGAAUACGGCACAUCCAAAGGAUAGUUAUGAUUAUAAACCACGCAGUGAGUCAUAUGAGGAUGGUGACGCCAUUGCAUUUGCGCCACUGAAUGAUUAUGACCUUCCGGACAAUAUUGUGCCCUAUGAUGUGUACAAACAGGAAUUGAUAAAAUCCCGUAUGCCCACCUUUUAUGGUUUUGAGCAUUUACAAGUACUACGCAUACACGGUUGCGAGCUAAACGAUUUGCAAUGGGAGAUGUUUGAUGGCCUGACAGCGUUGGAUCAUUUGUCGUUGGAACGCAAUGGCAUUAGGGAUGUGCCACCUUUCUCAUUUUACGGCGCUUUACAUAUACAAACAUUGUCCUUGGCACAUAAUUUAAUACAUGAUCUGCAUUAUCGUGCACUUGCCGGUCUGCUGGAGUUGGAAGUGCUCGAUUUGAGCUAUAACCGCUUGGAUAAGCUGAGCGAACGCAGUUUUCCACCCUUCCCGAAGCUGGUACGUGUUGAUUUUCGUAAUAAUCCCAUAAGGCAUAUAUUGCCGGCAAGUUUUUGGGUAAUGAAUUCAACACGCGCAAUGGACUUUGACUCGAAUAUGUUGGCACUGCGUUUGAGCAACAAUCAACCAUUUGAGUCUCUAGUCGAGCUGACGACAUUGCAACUGGGUAAUGUGUCAAUUGUCAAUUUAGGACAGAAUAUAUUUAAGGGUUUAACCGCUUUGGAGAAGCUCACACUGCAUGGCAGCAUACGCACUAUUGAAUUUGACGCUUUCGCCGGUCUACACAGUCUGCGUGAGCUUGAACUCAGUCAUUGUGGCAUACAGGAGAUAUCAAUGGAUGCUUUAAUGGACUGCAGAGGACUUGAGGUGCUUGAUUUGUCCUACAAUAACAUAUCCUACUUCCCAGCCGGGCUGCUGGACGAUCAACCUAAUUUGGAGGAAAUUUAUUUGCAAGGCAAUCAACUGCACACACUACCACACUCGUUUUUCCUGCGUUCAAAGUUGCGUUUAGCGCGCCUGAGUGAAAACCCAUGGCAAUGUAGUUGUGAAAUGUUUAACUGGCGUCCCAAAAUCACAAAUCAGGAGCGCGGUCCACGCACAAAACGCUGUAUAACGGAUUACACAAGCGGCAAAGAGAUUUCAUGUCGACGUGUAGAUAGCUAUGUCUAUGACAAUCGCUAUGCGCCGCGUUGUAAUAAUUAUAAUGAGCGUAGCGUCUUCUAUGUCAUCCACAAGCAAUUGCAAUGUGGACCCGGGCGUGUUGUAAUCACACAUACGCAGCGGCGUACACAGCCCAAUGGUGUUGUCCAAAGCCCAAGCAUGAAACAACCAAUGCCACAUUGGCGUAAAAUUGAAGAAAGCAAAUUAAAGCAUAUGCAAAAUAAAAACCAAACACAAUUGCAUCCAAACGAAGUAGGGACCAAGCACAGUGUGUAUCAAUUGACAAAAAGUAGACCACAGGGCAUUAAUGCAUGGGCGCAGAGAAAUUCACUGGCAUAUGUAAUAAAACAGGAACAUUCUAAGCGUGUGGAGCAUGUUGUGAAAGAAGAGGAUAAUGAAAUUUCAAAUGAAAUAUAAAAUUGGUUAUUAGAUAGUACACAAUGAGCGCAAAUAAUGAUGUCUUUUGUAUUUGAACAAUAUUAUCUUCAAAUCCUGAUGGAGAAGCAGCGAGCGUGGGUUAUAUUAUUAGUUUAAACAUUUUAACGCCAAUUUGUUGGAAUUCUUAAUAUGAUUAUUUUGUUAUAUGCAUUUUAAUACGAAAAUUUCAUUAUAUCAUUUGCAGUUUGUCGAGAUAAUACAUUUUUGUAAUGCAGUGUUCAUGGAAAAGCCCGAUUUAAUUUUUUAAAGUAUAAGUCAUGAAGAAUGUAGGCAAUCGAGGAGUUUUUUUCGAAAUUACAAAAUUAUUUGAACACAUUAAGAAUGAAAUUAAGUAAAUUGAAAGUUCAAAUGAAUUGAGUCUAAGCCUAAAAUACUUUGAUAAAUCUAUUUUUGAGUUCAAUACUGUUAUUAUAACAUAUUUUAAGCUUACAAUAUAAACGUUUAAAAGUAAAAAAGAUGUUC